UACAUCAGUUACUCGGCACUGAGAUAUUAUGAACAAAAACAUGCCGGUUGCAGUGCAGUCAUGUGCUGAAAGAUUUGCAGCGAACUGGAAGGCUCAGAAUCCUACAGAUAAAGAAGAAGAACAAACUUCGCUUGACGAUAGUUUAACAAAUCUUCAAUGGCUUCAUAGUAUUAACAUUCAGGACAUUGCGCCAACGACUACCUCAAUAGCUCCUUCGCCGAGCCCGUCGUCGAAUUCGUGCGACUCCGACGAUCACAGUGAUUCUAGCGAUGGAUGCAAGGACAUAAAUCGUAAGGAGCCGAAUAUUGAUUAUAAAAGUGAUGCCAACCACAAACCUCCUUACUCUUACGCGACAUUAAUUUGUAUGGCUAUGAGAGAAACCAACAAGACCAAGAUUACACUGAGUGCAAUUUACAAGUGGAUCAAAGAAAACUUUAUGUAUUACAGGGUUGCGGAUCCCACUUGGCAGAAUUCAAUUCGGCACAAUCUGUCACUAAACAAGUGCUUCGUAAAGGUAGCCAGGAACAAAAAUGAGCCAGGAAAAGGAGGCUUUUGGAAAAUAGACCCUGCAUAUGCUGACAUGUUUGUGGAUGGUGUGUUUAAACGAAGAAGAGGUGUAAAUACACAAAAACCUUCAAAGAAAAGUUCCUCAAAACAAUGUAAGAAGACUACAUCAAAAAGAUCAGCAGAUUGUCUUACAAGUCCACUUGAUGAUGACAAUGAACCCUGUGACAGAAAGAAAUAUAAACCUGUAAAAAUAAAGAUUGAAAGGGAUGAUGAUGAUGACUUUUUUAGUGAGGAGGAAGUUGCACCUUUUUCUGGUGGAAUAAAGGAAGAGUUUAGUUGGAUGACAGUGUUAACAAACGAUGAAAUUGAUGAAAGUAUACGAGAGAUUGCAGAUGCCCAUGGAAUUUCAUUUGAGUCAAGUUCAAUUCCAGCAACAGGCCUGUGUGGAUUAAGCACACCUGUUUACUUGAGCCCCCCACCAUCAACAGACAGUACAACCAAUGACAGCUUCCAAGUGGAUCCUGAACUUGACUUGACAAUAAGGGGAGUGGGACUGUUUCCACCCCGUGAAAACCUGGCAACACCGUCACCAACCACCUUAACGGAUACUACACACUCUGUUUUUAACAUGCCACCCUCUCCUCCCUUGAUGUAUGAAGAAGACCACCCUUGGGCAGAAACAAGCAAUGACCUUGUUGACUGUUUUGAGUUAGAUGACAACAACAACAACAGCAUUUGGUAAAUGAACUCAAUUUUUUUUGGUCCAGGAGAAACUUAUUUUGUUUGACUUGGAAUAUUCUGUGGGAGAGAAAGGAAACAAAUUGUGUUAAAGUAUUUAAAAAUGUAUUGAGUUCCUUUUAAUUCUCAGACUGAGACUGGCAAAAAAAUAUCAGUCUAGAUUGAAGACUAACUUCUUCCCAACAGAAUGAUUUAAAAGGAAUGAGAAGCAGUAAGGAGAGUCACACUGCCAAUCUUAAGAACCCAAGGGAGAUUUUUAUAAGUGUCAUUUUACAUCAAGUAACCAGAGAGAGAUAUUACUUAGAUUCAAAGUUAAAAGUUCUAUGAUUGGAAGUCUUAGUUUCUAUUACAAAAUUAUGGAUUGCAUGACAAAUUUUCUAAAGUUGCAAUUGGCUCACUUUCACUUUAUGAAAAGAGAAUAUUGAACUUACAGUGUAAUCUAAAGGAGUUUGUUAACUCAAGGAGUAUGUAUUUUCCAUGAAAUGAAAAUUCUCUAAAGAGAAUAUCUUUGUAUCAUUACAGUCACAAAAAUAAUUGAUAUUUUAAGUUAUUAUUAAAGAAUGUUGCUUGUAAAGCUGCAGUAUUUUUGAAAGUUUGCAUAGAGAAUGUUUAAUUAUUAUUAAUUCAAUUUAGGUAUUACCUUGCUGUUCGUGUAUAUUAGACACAUAGGGUUGAAAAAUUAAUUUAUAGCUUUCAACUGCUAUAUCAUUUACCUCCAUUGGAAGGCAAGUGUUGGUAAUAGUCUUGAUUGUCUAUUACAAACAGUAGUAAGUAUCGCGAAACAGUUUAAGAGGUAUAAGUCAAACUACUGUAUAAAUCCAAAGAUAUGGAUGUGUGUACAUAAACACUUGAAAAAACCUAUAGGGAAAUCUACCUGAAAUAUUUAUGAAAUCAUCAUGUAAUCUGGCGUUUGAUGACUUCAAUGCAAACUGAUAGCCAUUUUAAUUAUAGCAAGAUUACACUUAAAUGAGAAACCAUAUAGUAGUUUUUAGAGGUACACCUGAAUUCACAAAUCAGCCUCAUUAAGGUACCCUGUAGUUAAAUAGGAUCAGCAAAACUAGAUUAGUGGAGUUCAAUAAGGAUAAAGGCAUAGUACAGCUUCUUAAACUAAAGAUUUCAAAACUUGGCAUGCUCAUAUUUUUUGUCCAAGAAAAUAUGGGUUAUACUUAAUUUUAGAAAAUUUCAGCAUACCUUUCUAGUGAGUUCUCUAAAUACACUCUGUUCAAAAAGUAUAGUAAAUACAGAAAACUAGUAAGAAAUAUUUUAAAAUCCAAUUUCCAAAGAGAUUGCUGCCCUAAAUUAUUUAAGGAUACGUAAGUGUCACACUGAACUUGCUUAGGUUUGUAAUAUAUACAUACUUGAGUGUACUAGAAUAACUGUGUGUUUCUUAUCAAUGUGUGAGAAUGUUUGAAUAAAAACUACGAGUGUGAAUUUUGACUGAUA
Pocillopora damicornis (cauliflower coral) is the source of this 2688-nucleotide messenger RNA. Its product is annotated as forkhead box protein J1-B. Gene Ontology annotation, biological process: regulation of transcription by RNA polymerase II. Gene Ontology annotation, molecular function: DNA-binding transcription factor activity, RNA polymerase II-specific; RNA polymerase II cis-regulatory region sequence-specific DNA binding. The record is from RefSeq and is a predicted model, not a curated record. Gene Ontology annotation, cellular component: nucleus. NCBI's taxonomy places the organism in Eukaryota, Metazoa, Cnidaria, Anthozoa, Scleractinia, Pocilloporidae.